UAUUACCACCCGAACCUGUUGUUAGUAACAUCUUUCAAUUUCUUGAUUUCUGUCAAUGAUAAAAGGGCGAAAGACACAGCGUCACAUAUCAAAAAGGAACUUCAUGAUAAGACACUGGAGUGGGAAAAACGGAUAUGGAUUUCACUUCCAGACAAUGAACAACACAAGAAUCACAUUGUAGGAGAGGCAAGUUCAUUUCAUGUUUUUAUCCAAGAAACAAAAAGACAUUUGGAAAUAUUUGUUGCAAAAGACCAGUUUCUCAACAACAAAACAACACGAAUAUUUUACCCACACAUUAAUGACAUACGAAACCAUAUGUAUUUGGCUACAAUGGAAUCAAGAUAUUCCAAAAUUGAUCAAAAUGACUUGGAGGCAAGGAUAUAUAUUUGGAAACAUCAAAAUCUCGAUGAUCAUUACUUUUUUAGACUGUGAAGGCAGUCAUACUUCAGAGGUUGAACAAACCAAUGUUGAUGUUGACAACAUCUUUGAUGUCAUGGCUGCUAAAAAAAUAAUCUCC
Molecule: messenger RNA, 517 nt
Organism: Gigantopelta aegis
Lineage: Eukaryota; Metazoa; Mollusca; Gastropoda; Neomphalida; Peltospiridae
Exons: 2
Source: RefSeq, a predicted model, not a curated record